Messenger RNA from Ruditapes philippinarum (Manila clam), 1659 nucleotides. RefSeq lists its product as uncharacterized. The transcript is spliced from 2 exons. Lineage: Eukaryota; Metazoa; Mollusca; Bivalvia; Venerida; Veneridae. Gene Ontology annotation, molecular function: zinc ion binding; ubiquitin-protein transferase activity. Bases 1 to 1659 code for a protein of 552 amino acids. Gene Ontology annotation, biological process: positive regulation of DNA-templated transcription. The record is from RefSeq and is a predicted model, not a curated record. Gene Ontology annotation, cellular component: nucleoplasm; chromatin.
AUGGCAGACGGAGGUACUGAACUUGUCAACUUUAAAUGUGUUCAAUGUGAAAAGAAAAAUAUCAAAAAAGAGGCGGAUAUUUAUUGUGUGGAAUGUCAGGAAUAUUACUGUUCACCAUGUACAGACCUGCACAAAAUGUUUCCUUUGAUGAGCACGCAUCAGUUUAUAGACAAAUCAAGUUUCAACACAGUUAUCUUACAGAAAGCGUUGCCAGAAAAAUGUGAAGCUCAUAAAACCGAGCUGCUAGAUAUGUAUUGUGCGGACCACGAUGAUGUAGCAUGUGUGACCUGCAUAGCCAUAAAACACAGAAAAUGUCAACAUAUACAUUCGAUACCAGGUGAUGUUGAUUACUUGUGUAAGGAGAUUGAUGCUGAUAAAACAAUCAGUGAGCUCAUUCGUAUAAAAACUAAAAUUGAGGAGGCUGAGAGAGCAAAGAAACUUCUUAUCAAAGAGCUCAAUGUACAGAAGGAGAAGGCAACAGAGUCAAUAAGACAAUUUAGAAAAGAAAUAGAAGAAAUACUUGACACAUUUGAAAAGUCGACAUUAAAAACUUUAGAGGAAAAGUACAAAAAUAGCAAAGAAAAACUAGGGAACGAGAUCAAAAACCUACAUAGACAUAUUGAUGAACUAAAACUAUCAUCACAAAAACUAACAAAGUCAGUUGGGAAUAAAGCACAGGAGUUUGUCGCUGUGAAAACUUCUCGGAAACAAAUCAUUGAAGCUACUGAAGCAGAAGCACAGUCUGUGACAAAGUCAUCAGAUGUUAAAGUUGAAUUCAUUGCUGAUUCGACAAUAAAGGAUGUUUUAAAAGACUUCAAGACAUUUGGAUUAAUUGCAGUAAGUAAUACUGAAAAUCUAAGAGACAAAAUGUAUAUUGUGGAGAGAAAGAAACAAGUCAACAUUAAACAUGUUAAUGAUCUACGGCAAUGUUCCGUUAAUGGUUCAUGUUUCAUAGAUAAUGAACUAUUAUUUCUAACUGACUAUGUCAACAACACAUUAAAGCUUAUUAAUUUGUCCUCAGAAUCCAUAAAAGAUCAGCUAAAUCUUGAAGCAGCUCCAAUGAAAAUUUGUCAAAUAAGUACAAACGACUUUGCAGUAAGUUUGACCAAUCAAACCGUUCAAUUUGUUACAAUAGGCAACAAAGUUUAUACCACCAAACAACUGAAGCUAGAUCAUCGCUGUUACGGACUGGCCUACAAAGACAACAAACUAUUCAUCUCUGAUUCUGGUAGUGCGCUCUACAUUUAUGAUAUGAAUGGCACCCUGUUGAAAAAAAUCACAACUGAUGGACAAGGCAAUGAAAUUUUUAAUGCCAACAGAGAUAUUAGUGUUAGCAGUGAUGGCAAUAUGAUUUAUGUGGCUAAUUAUAACAGUCUUAUUGUCCUUGACCUUGAUGGUAAUUUCAAGGCAACAAUUACUGAUCCGGAUGUUAUUAACCCAAUUGGAGUUUGUACAGACAAACGAGGAAACAUAUUUAUGUUUGGAUGGUAUGAGUCUAAAAUUGUCCAGAUCAACGAGAAGACUAGUAAAAUAUUGGGCAUAUUUGGCAAAGUUUUGAAUAGUACUUCUUGUGCUUUUCAUUUAAAACAUAACAGACUGGCGGUUACUAUUCACAACAGUGAUACAGUUGAUGUGUAUGAUUUACUGUAUAUCCAAUGA